Messenger RNA from Mercenaria mercenaria, 2019 nucleotides. RefSeq lists its product as uncharacterized. The transcript has a single exon. Gene Ontology annotation, biological process: proteolysis. The coding region runs from base 1 to 2019 and encodes 672 amino acids. Lineage: Eukaryota; Metazoa; Mollusca; Bivalvia; Venerida; Veneridae. The record is from RefSeq and is a predicted model, not a curated record. Gene Ontology annotation, molecular function: zinc ion binding; nucleic acid binding; aspartic-type endopeptidase activity.
AUGAUCAACUUGAAACCAGCAACAGAAAAUGUUGAGAGCUUGAGAUCAUUGAUGGAUUGUGUAUACAAACAUCUACGGAGUUUAGAAGUUCUUGAUCAGAACACUAAUCAAGAUGUGUUUGUUUCUGUAAUAAAAUCAAAGCUUCCAAGCAAUGUGAUACGUCAUCUCGAAAUUCAGAAGGGAAAAGAGAAAAAAUGGACUGUCCAUAAACUUUGUGAGUUGCUUCAGGAAUAUGUUGAAGCGUGUGAAAAGGCAGAAAAAUCCAAAAAGGAUAUUGUUAAGCCAGCUUUUAACAGAGUGAAAAGAGCAGAUGCGAAUAAUAGUUACAGGUCUUAUAGUAUGGAUCGUUAUAAGAAUUCGGCAGAAGCUCUUGCAGUGAACGACAGGGCUAGUUCGGAGCAAAUGAAUAAAAGGAGCAAAAGAAUAUGCAGAUACUGUUCGAAGAGCCACUGGAGUGACGAAUGUCCAAAAUAUAAGACCAUAGAUGAAAGAAAAGAAUAUCUUAAAGGCAGCUGCUACAAGUGUUUGAAAGAAGGACAUUUAUCAAGUGACUGUAAAAGCAAAAAUACUUGUGUUUAUUGCAGUAAAACCAACGUACAUCACAGAAGUUUAUGCCCAGAGAAGUUUCAAAAAAUAACAAUUCGGGAAAGUGUGCAUAUAUCAGACGAAAUUGAAGACAGCUCUUCAAGAAAUACCUCAACGGGCGAAAACGCCCUUCUGUCAUCCAGGGAGAUUAUGUUGAUGCAAACGGCAAAUACAUAUGUACAGAAUCCUACUGGUCAAAGUGAGCAACAAGUACGUGCUCUUCUAGACUCUGGGUCUCAGAGGACUUACAUUACUGAACGUUUAGCAAAUUCGCUUAAUCUCAAAACAGAAGGAGAACAAGAAAUAAGACUAGUCACAUUUGGCAGUGAAAAGUCCCAAUUAAUUAAAACUGUAUCAACAAAGUUGAAGAUAAAACUCAAAGAUGGAAAUGACUUGAUAAUCACAGCAAAUAUUGUUCCAACCAUCACUGGAAGCAUACAGAGAAAACCAGUCAACAUUUCUGACAAGAAUAGUUUCAAAGAUCUCGUGAAAAGUCUUACUCUCGCUGAUACAUUGCCAACAGAAACAAAGAAUGGCUCAGUUGAACUCUUGAUAGGAAAUGAUUACUAUCUGGAUAUAGUUUUAGGCCAUAAGAUUGAAGUUCAAAAAGGACUAUAUCUUCUUUCUUCAAAACUAGGUUGGAUUCUAACAGGAAGAUCAAGUGAAGUCGAUGAGAAUGUGAAUGAUGUGAAUAUGCUUAUACUGACAUAUGGAAGCAACAUUUCUACAACCAAAGUGUUUACCAGCAUAGAUGAAUCAAUUCCAAGAAAACCAGAUCUUCAAGACUUUUGGAAUAUCGAGUCGAUAGGUAUCAAAGAAUGUGUUCAAACCACAGAUGAUGAACAAGCGAUGCAGAAUUUCAAAGACACUCUGAUAUUCAAAGAUGAAAGAUACUUUGUGACCUGGCCCUGGAAAAAUGUAGAUCUAAAAGUUCCGGAAAAUCGGCCACUUGCCGUCGGUCGACUGAAAUCUUUGAUCUCUAGGCUGAAAGAUAAACCAGAACUGAUGCAGAAGUAUGAUGCAGUUAUCAAAGAUCAAAUUGAGAAAGGAAUAGUAGAACCAGCGGAAAGAUAUCAGAAUGAUGGCAUGUUACACUACCUACCUCAUCAUGCAGUAAUGAAAACGGAUCAUACGACUACAAAACUGCGAAUAGUUUACGAUGCCUCUGCCAAGACAAAGUAUGAUAUAAGCAGUUUAAAUGAUUGCUUGUACCGUGGACCCGUUCUCCUCAACGAUCUUUGUGGAACUCUUAUUAGAUUCAGAAUGAACAAAAUAGGUAUUGUAUCAGAUAUAGAGAAGGCGUUCCUUCAGAUAGGCUUGCAAGAGAAUCAAAGAGAUGUCACCCGUUUUGUUUGGUUAAAGACUGCAAGAACCCCUCGGUGGAGCAAAACAAUAUUCAAGAGUACCGGUUCUGCAGGGUACCCUUCGGGGUGA